AUGCGGGGACGGGGCUAGCGGUUGAAAGAUGGCUACAUGUGAUGAUGGUGUCUUGUUUGGUGGAGUGGAAUGGAGCAGCUCUCCCGUUACCUUCCAUAGAAACAAGGGAGAGAAUGUUGAGCUAACACAGAGCAACACAGUAGCCACUAGGACUAAGGGCUGCAGCAAUGCUCUAGUGUUCACCAGUGAGCCAGUGGUUGCUGGACAGAUGCUCAAGGUCACUGUGACAGAGCCAGUGAGGGAGGGACGUUGGUGGGGUGGAAUGGAGAUUGGUUUCACUGGAGAGAAUCCGGAGGACUCGACACUGACACAGUGUGAAUAUUUGGACUGGAAAAAUCAGCACAAGCAUUUACUGUAUACUGGUACCACUUCUCUCCAAUACAAGGACAAGAAACUCUGUGAUCUGGGUUUAAACACUGAAUAUUUUGAAGUGGGUGAUUCCCUAGGAAUGUUGCUGACGCUGGAGAAGGAGGUCCACUGGUUUAUGAAUGAUGUGUGGAGAGGGUCUGUACGUGUGGAGGACUACCCUCUGGACACACCUAUGUGGGGGGUCGUGGAUGUGAAUGAACGAUGUAAACAAGUCAAGGCAGAAAUUUGCACUGUGUCCAGGUACAACCUUGACUCAGAGAGGAGGCUGAGAGAGAUGGGACUAGUACAGGAUGCAAGACCUCAAGCAGUGGGAACACACCACAUCAAACAAUUGGACUCUGAGCCUUGAGGACAUUUAGUGUCAUUUCUACGUAUAAUGUGUCUAUUUUCCAUUGAUAAGUACUGGACCUCCAAGACUAGCGAUAUAUAGUGAGAUGCAUUUAUAAUUAUACUUGUGUGAAAUAAUAAUUUUUGUAUAUACCGGUAGUCAUGAAUUUAUUAUUAUAAUUACUUUCA
This is a messenger RNA of Halichondria panicea, 885 nucleotides long. RefSeq lists its product as uncharacterized. NCBI's taxonomy places the organism in Eukaryota, Metazoa, Porifera, Demospongiae, Suberitida, Halichondriidae. The transcript is spliced from 3 exons. The record is from RefSeq and is a predicted model, not a curated record. The coding region runs from base 29 to 718 and encodes 229 amino acids.